Molecule: messenger RNA, 6548 nt
Organism: Lytechinus variegatus (green sea urchin)
Lineage: Eukaryota; Metazoa; Echinodermata; Echinoidea; Temnopleuroida; Toxopneustidae
Gene: aplp1
Product: amyloid-like protein 1
Exons: 11
Coding region: 348-2183 (611 amino acids)
Biological process (GO): central nervous system development; axonogenesis
Cellular component (GO): membrane
Molecular function (GO): transition metal ion binding
Source: RefSeq, a predicted model, not a curated record
UAUUCUAUUCUUUUGUUUUCCAGGCCUUAGCAGCUGGUGCAUUUGACCCAUCAUCAUCAAGAGUUGAACUAAGAGUAGCCGUUCGGAAAGGAUAUUUCAACAAAUACGCAGACAUCAUCUCAGGCCAAUGGCUGACCGACACAUCGGCCGAAUACACCUCGGACCCAACAGAAAUACUCAAUUACUGCCAACAGAAAUACCCCAACGCAGAGGUAAAUAACAUCGUUGACAGCAGCCAGCCCACGAGGAUAGACCAGUGGUGUCCUGUCAAUGGCGAUGAAUGUACAAGCUCUGCAAAGGUCACUUACUACAGGUGUCUUGUUGGUCCGUUUGAGAGUGAUGCCCUCAUGGUGUACAAUGUCUGCAAGUUUUAUCACAAGCACGAUGAGACUACAUGCAGAGAACCAGAAUACUGGAAAGGGGUAGCGGAUGAAGAUUGCCGGGCUAAGAAGAUGGGGAUCAAUUCUACCGGCAUGCUCAUCCCUUGCAAAACCGACAAAUUCAAGGGCGUGGAGUAUACCUGCUGCCCCCCUCCCACCUACCGGCCGAUGACCGCCGACGAGACCGAGGUGGAGGAGGAAGAGGAUGAGGCCGAGGCUGCUGUCGAGGAGACAAUGGGCCAGGUCCAAGAAGAGCUUCCAGUCCAGGCCCCAGCCCCGGAGAGGGACAAUGUCGUUGAUGAGCCACAAGUCAAAAGCAAUAUCCUCGACGACCCUUACUUCUCAGAGCAGGGUCUGACGGGUAGAGUAGAGAAGAAGGAAUACGCCAACGCCAAGAGCCGUCUCUCGGCAAACCAGAAAGCAAAGAUGGCUCGCGUUAUGCAGCAGUGGCAGGAAGCACAGGAGCACUACGAGACACUCAAGGCCAAGGACCCAGAGGCUGCUGAGAAGAUGAGGAAAGAGAUGACAGAGCGUUUCGAGCAGACCAUCGGUACCAUGGAAACAGAGAACGCAGAAGAGACAGAGGAGCUACGAGAAGCCCAUCAGGUCCACAUAGAAGUCAGUCUACGAGAGAAGAUCAAUGCAUCGUACGAAGGUUACAGAUUCACAGUCGAUGUGCCUAAACCGAAGUCUAAGAAGAUCCUCCACUCCCUGAGGCGAUAUCUUCAUGCUAUCCAGAAAGCCAGACAGCACUACAUCACCCAUUACAAGCAUCUCCGCAAGACGGACCCACUCAAGGCCGAUCAGCACAAACGCUUUACCUUGAACAAGCUCAAGACGCUAGACAUUGAGGUGGCACAGGGCGUCGAACUUCUCAAGAAGGUACCGGACCUCUAUGCCGAACUCAAACCCAAAGUUGAUGCUCUCCUGGACAGCACACAAGACAGCCCGGAGGAUGCGGCUCUCAUCCGGGCCACGGAGGAGGAGGAGCAGCAGAUGGCCGAGCCAACCGAAGCACCACCUGCAGAGCGCACCGACCUGGAACCGGUAGCAGAAAUUAUGGAACCAGAUUCCGAGGAAGGCACCACGCAAGAGGAAGAAGAAGAGGAGGAAGAAUUGGAAGUGGAGGAAUUUUUGGAGGAGGACACCGAAGCCCCAACCGUCUCCAAGAGCACCGAGACCAAACCAAGCACCCAGGCCAAGACCAGCCCGGCCCAGACCAAGCCUAGUCCAAUGCAGACCAAGCCCAGGACCUCCACAGCUACACACACAGAGCCAGAACCACCCACGCCAAGCAGGGUUACGGGGUCAGAGGUUGAACAAGAGACAGAGAUCCAGGUCCCGGCUGAGAAAGUUCAGAUUGUGGCAGUCAAACCAAUUGAGAGUUACCUGGAUGAAGAGCUGACUGCUCCUGUUGAUACUGACGUCGUCAAGCCACAAACACUCAUCGUGGCCCAGAAACCCCAGGCCAAGGUGGAGAAGUCCGCAGCAGCAGCCCGGGUCGAGAAACAAAGAUUGGUCAGCAGACAGGAUGUCAAUUCUAUGGAUAAGUCGGUGACUAAAAAGCGUAUGCAGCUGAGGUACGAGCCCAUGAUGGCGUUUGGUCUCGCGUGCGGAGUGCUCGCCGUGGCAACCGUCCUCGUCAUCGCGGUCCUCAUCGUCCGGAGGAAGACGCGACGAACGCCCGUCAACAGCGGCUUCACCGAGAUCGACCCCAACCUGACCGUCGAGCAGAGACAUAUUGUGGCCAUGCAGCAAAACGGCUAUGAAAACCCGACAUAUAAGUACUUCGACAUGCAGUAGCUCACCACUGAGAGUCGACAAAAUAAUACGAUGGCCCUCUAUUGCUGAACUGUGUAUUCUUGCACCUAUGUUUAUUUCAAAUGGAAAGAACCAUUACCGAGCACAGAUAUUAUAUCACGGAAGAAGAAGCGAUUAUCACUCGUCGCAUCAGCUUGCUAUCAAAGAAAAAAAAAACACUUGAAUGAAGUACUCUGCCCUCAUAUUUAUUAUAGUUUAUAUCAACAGUGUAUUAGUACAUUAAAAUAAUAGAAAAAACAAACAUGUAUUUAGUAGUUACAUGUAUGUACUUAAAAAGCAUUCAACUCGUAAUGAUAUGACAAGCACAGUAUACCCCUGUAUUCUGAGAAGUUCACAAAGUAAGUAUAUCAUUCUGCUAUUUCCACCUAACAAAUUGGUAGUAUGUUUGUACAUCUGUGUCUGUAUCUACACGUACAUCACGACCUGUCCUGGUAAAUUUAUCUCUAGAACUUCCGUUUCUUUCUCUCACUUUAAAGAAAGAAGCACUUAAGUAUUGCAAUAUUAAAUGUACAUUAAGAUUUAUUUAUUUAUCAUGUGAAAUCAUGUUAAAUUGACUUUAACAAAGGUGUUUUUAGCACUCAUUCCAUGGCUAGCAAUCACGUCACUCAUAAAAAGUUGAAGGUUUUUGUUUACACGUAAAAUGUUUUGACUUAUUGAUAUUUACCGUGCUUAUUCAACGCAUUUGUUACAGCAAACUUGACAUAAUCAAAAGUAUAACAAAAUUGUGACAUUUGAAACUCAUAUCAAACUCAUUAGUAAUCAUAGUUGUUUCUUAUUUAAUCUUGCGACUCAAUCCUCUUGUUAGGAUGAUAAUAAUUUUUUUUAGUGUUUGACAUACAUUGUGAAUUAGGCUUGCAAUGGUAAUACAAUUAAUAAACUAACAUAUAUUUGUGUUUCUGAUGCCAGGUUACAACAAUUAAAACAGACUGAAAAAUUGACGUCAUGAUGCUUCUGUUGUAGGCCAAUUUGAAGAAAAAAAUACGUUGACAAAUUCAAUAGAUUGUUGUAGUUAUAAAAUGCAUCUUGGUAUUGAUAUCCUUAAAUACUCUUCGACAUUUAGCAUCUCUUUCAUAAAAACUCAAUCUUUGUGACGUAAAGAAAUAACAUGACCUACUUCUUAUACAUGUACAUGUACUUGUAAAUUCAAGAUUGAUUUUUUUUUGGUGUGAUAUAAUCAUGUCUAUAAUAUUAAUUUAACAAGAAAAAAAAGAGAAUUAUUGUAAAUCUUUUUCACCAAGUAGUGGAUUAGUGACAUUGUUUAUUGUUGUACAAAAUUUAGCCAACUUUGGAUGUCUUGUGAAAAAGCAUACAUUUUUCUGUGAGCUAAAUUGCUGUAGAUUUCUUGCUCAGCGUACAUUAGAUCUGUUAUCAAAUUCGAAAAGUAGGUAAGAACCAAGGUACGUUACAACAGACCUGUAUGUUUGUAUAUUUAUAGUACUUGGACGUGCCCUUCGUAACUUUCCGGUUGUCAUGGCAAUGGAGUAACAAAGUGAUCAUAUUUAUGCAUAAGAAGCAUAUGCAUUUGUAGUCAUGGUAACAUGAACUGCUACAAUCUUUGUGGUGAGAAGUUGGCAAUAGCAUAGGGUAUGAAUUAAAUCAGGAGCGAGAGGUUCAAGAAAAGGAUGAUCAAUACAUCUUAAUGCCAGUUCAUAAGGCAUAAAGACUGCAAAGCUUGUUGUCAAAAGGAAGAAGGUCUAGCCUCAGGUUCACAAGAUCCCUGUCGAAAAGGCUUAUGCUCCCCGAUGCAUAAGGUAUUCAAGGCAUAAGAUCCUUAUAUCUUGAAGUUCACGAGACGCAAAAAUUCAUAUGGUUUGUGCUCCUUUAUGCAUAGAGUAUUCAAGGCAUAAGAUCUUUAUAUCUUGAGGUUCACGAGACACAAAUUUCAUAUGGUUUGUGCUCCUUUAUGCAUUAGGUAUUCAAGGCAUAAGAUGGUACCAUGUCUUACCAUUCACAAGGCAUAAGUUUUUUAUGACUUAUGCUCAUUUUUGCAUCAGAUCCGUAUGUCUUUACUUUCACAAGGCAUAAGUUUCAUAAGGCUUGUGCUCCCAUAUGCAAGGCAUAUUAGUCAUAAAAUUUCAAGGCUCACAAGAUAAACUCUUUCAUUAGCUUUAAGCUUCUCAAUGCAUGCAUCUGCAAGCCACACAAUUCAGACACUGUAUAAGCCUUGGAUUCAUAAGAGUUUUAAGUCUUUAUGACUAAUGGUCCAUAAGUUAUUUGUCUGUGAGUGCAUAAGGGUCACAAGUAUUCAAGUCCAAUACUGUUGUGAUACUUUGGCCUUCAAGGCAUAAUAGACCACUAGAUCGUAAAGGCUAGACCAAGGCUGAGAUGUAUUUUAGUCUAGUUACAAGGUUACAGGACCAAAGAGAUUCAAAUGCAAAAUUACAAAAGGAGGUCUUGUGAACCUAGGACAUCUUAGAUCCGCCGAGGUGGACUGCCUCAGGACGACAUCAAGGAGUAAAGGGUCGGUGACAAACUCCUAUGAAAGGCAUUCAAAACUGUUGUAAAUAUUGGAUAUGAAUUAUAAGAUAGGCAUGUGCUUUAAAAGUGUAGCAUCUAGCUCCGCUAGCCCUUCGCUAGUAUUUAACCCUCAUUGCGUGAGUGUCUUGUGAAUGUCUAAAUAGCAAUGAAUAUUAUCAAUGUCUCAUUAGUAUUCAUAUUAUUCAAAUGAGUGCUGUACAAAGGUCAUUACUAUGUGUGCUUUAUGAAUAUUCAUAUAUUGAUAUUCCAUAUUAAGGAAGGGGAAUGGGGAGGAAAACCAUGAUUUUUUUUUAGUUGUGGUUCGGGGUUAGGGGGUCGUAUUGUGUUCAUUUGUUGAUUUUUCGUUAUGGUUUCUGAUAAUAAUGUAGUUUUCAUUGAGAGAGUUACGAAAGAGGCUCAUGUAUUUUGUUGUCUUUUUAUGCUCAGUGCACAGUAUGGAAGAUUGGAAGAAGAGUCUUAAACUUUUAAAGAAAGUGUUUAAUUUCUACAGUUUUUGAUCGGAAUGGGUCAUUCCAUUAAAAGAAAAGGGGGUGGAGGAUUGAUUUGAAAGGAUUAAUGGUUAGGAUAAAUUGAUUACUAUUAUACUACUAUACUACUUGUUCUGUGUGAAACAGUACUUCAUGUGACCAUUACUUAUUAUUACAUAAGGAAAUCUUAUUUAUUGUAUAUUUCAUCCAGUUUUAAAUUUUGUGUCGGUGUAAUUUAAUUAUGAUAUGCUAAAUCUUGUCCGAAGAUAUAUGUUCCUAGACUUCAUGUAUUUUAAACAAUAUUCACAAGUUUUCCAUUCACACAUUUGCGAGCCAUCAUAAAUAUCCUUUUUUUGUGUGUAAUCGCUGUGUCAAUGUGGAUAGCAAAAACGUGCUUUCAAGCAUUUUAAAUUUAAGAUACAAAUAUGGAGCAACAGUAGGCUAUUUCUGUAAUGUGAUCACUUGGACUGUUAUCCGUAUGAUCCUAAUUAAUGCAUGCAUCUUUGUUAAGUGCCUUGGUUUGUGUGACGCCAUUCACAAACAACAAGAAUUUUAUUUCAUCGGUCAGAAUUUUGUGAAUAUCAGCCCCCGAACACAUAGGCUCGCGAUUAAUUGCCAACUUGAAUGAGCAAUUUAGAUUGAUUCCUCGUCAGUCUACUGACCAAAAUGCACCUGCAAAUGAUGAUCUUGAUAGGCAAAUUUAUUUAGCGAUUAAUCACCAACCUCUGUGUUACAGGGCCUUAGUAGUGAAGCAUCUGAGUUCACACCAGAAAAUACUGAAAAUUGGAAUAUGAAUUUUGAAGUAUUGGAAUGACGCCAAUACAGCUCUUCACAAAGAUCCAUGCAUUUAGUGGGGCUAAUUACAAAACUGGCCUAUUCAGCAUAUUUCAACUUUUUAUUUUCUUGUCGUAAAGCAAAAUUUCAUUGCUCCGUGUAAAAAAAUGCAGUUGUCAUGUGAUGCUGGAUGGAUUAACAUUGUCGGUAAAAUUUGUUUCUAUUACAGCAUUGUACGAAAAAUUGUUUUCUGUCUUAUGAGAAGCAAGAUCAGGUAUUUUUUAAGUGCUAAUAUAUCUUCUUUAACCAGCAUUACAUGUUUUUUUUUCUAUGUGACCGUCUUAACACAAGAGCUGAAUAUCUGAGUGUUUUCUUUGCCCAUUAUAUGUUUUUAUUUGUUGUAAAUAAGAAGCUUAAAAGUAAUAUUCCUCUAAAGAGUAAUAUGUUUAUGUAUUUCUUGUAUUCUGUUUUGCCAAAAAUGUUGUACACUGAUUAUUUUAUACCUGUCUUGUAUGCUUAGGCUGGGUUGCACAAAGGGGGUUUGUUUAUGGAAAAGAUCUGGGGAGCUUUUCACAAAGGGAUCAUGAGGACAAGUUCAGAGACAACCCACUUGAAAAGGGUUCGGUUU